This is a messenger RNA of Chironomus riparius, 3225 nucleotides long. The record is from the annotation of a GenBank genome assembly. NCBI's taxonomy places the organism in Eukaryota, Metazoa, Arthropoda, Insecta, Diptera, Chironomidae.
AAAAAUUUCAAACCUUUUUUUUAUAGCUAGUUUAAUUAAUUAAGUUUAAAGCAUGUCUCUAAACAAGUUGGAGAUUAAUAUAAGAACAUUAUUAGGAACGUGUGAAGUAUUGUCAAAAGAUGAGGAUCAAAAGUGGAGAUUAACACAUUAUAUUAAAAGUUUAGAUUUAAUGAUUAAAGAGCUGGAAGAUUUUGAUACAGCAGAUAAGAAAACUAUAGCCAAUUAUCAAGAAAAGAUACUUGAAUUAAAAACCCAAAUUAAUUACGUGGAACCUCCACAAAAGCAAAAAUUACGAAGUCGAAAAGAUGACAGUAGUGAAACGAUAUUAAAGGAAAUAAAACAAUUAAAUAAUGCAAAGUAUAAUAGAGAAUUGCGAAAAGAGUUAUUUGAUGGAGAUGAUAAUUCUGGUCUACGAAGAAGAGGUGCCAAUGAAAGUGCUGAAAAUAUGGAAAAAUAUUAUGAAAAUAUACAGGAGAAGCUAGGCGAAGAAAUGAUAGCAUUAACGAGAAAUCUCAAGGAACAAACUCUUGCUGCUAGUGAUAUCAUAAAAAAGGAUACAGAAGUAAUAACGCGAUCAGCAAGACUUACACACCAAAACAUUGGGUCAUUAGAAAAAGAAUCAAAGAAACUAGAUGAUCAUACGCGGAAAGCUUUAAAUGAGAGAGAUAUUUGUAAUUCAUUGCUGGUUUCAACUAAAUGGCACGAAUAUAUUGGAGGUAAAGAAUUUUGCAUGGACAAAUUAAGGUUGAGGAUAGAAGGAUGGCAAGAUUUAGAAAUAAUUUCAAAAUUGUUGAUGAACAAUUCGAGAAGAUAUCGUGCGAUUGUUUUAAAUAAUUUGAAUCCCUCAAAAGACUUUCCCUUUAUUAAAACCCACAAUUGGAAGGAUGUAAGAAUUCAACAAAUGAGAUUUAUGUCAACUUAUGUAUUUUACAAAUAUAUAGCACAGUUUGGAAGUAGUUUAGAGGUACUCGAUCUGGAGAAAAUAAUUAUUGUUAACGGCGAAGAUACUUCAAAGGAUUCACUAAAUCUUCCUAAAAUAAGGAAACUAGAUCUAAAACAAGUGCCAACUACAGCAUUUCAAGUAUUUUCUAGAUAUCCAACACUCACAUCGCUACAUUUUGAUAUUCCUGCAUUUGGAACACAAAGUCGUUCAUUGAUUAUCAAUUUUUUUGAGAAUUUUAAGCAUGUCAAUAUAGAGAAAUUAUCAAUUUGUCGAAAUUCGCUUUAUGGCUUAUCAUCAGAUGCCUUGGCAUCCAUUGAAUCAAUUAUAAUCUCAAUAGCUAAGAGGUUAAAAAUGAUAGAAUUACAAGAUUGGGGAUCGUGUCAUACUUUUGAGAGACUGUUUAAUAAGCUUAAAGUGUCACACUUUUCAAUUAAUUUUGUUUCUCAUCAACCAAGAAUACAAGAUUUAAAUAAUUUGAAGCCGAAUAAUAAUUUGACUGUUUUGGAAUUAUCACUGCUCAACUUACCUGAAAUUGUGUGGUGUCAAAAUCUCUUUUUAUUAACUCCAUGCCUAAAGUAUCUCUUCAUUACGAAAAUAAGAAAGGAGAUUGUCUAUCACGCUGCCUAUAGCUUAAAAAUGUUGGAAUUUUUUUCGUACGCUUCUUGUGUAAUAGACAUAGCUACGGAAUUUAAUGAACACGAAUAUGAUGAUGUAGAAACGAUCGAAAUGGAAGAGGGAAAAGACCUUGGAGAUGAAUAUGAUUAUAUUGGCAAGGAUGAAAUUUUUGAUCUUAAUGGCAUUACUACAACAAGAUCUUUGGUUAUUAAGCGUUAUUCAGACUUUAAUUCAAACAAAGAAAUGGCAUUAUUAAGUAGUUUUAAUGAUUCCUUCCUUCCCGGCGAUAGUUUUAUCAAUACAAGCGGACCAAUCAGUUCGUUACCAUCAAAAUAUACAACAAAUUGUGUCAAGCUACAUGCAUAUCCGGAUAUUAACAUAAGCAAGGAAAUCUUUAAUUCUCAUAUAUCACAACAAGAUCAUCUGAUCCUACCAGUACAGGAGACUUUAAUCAAGAAAUUCACACAGACAUUGAUCGAUGAAGGAUUAAAAUGCUCACUGGAAGUACUCGAAAAAUCAGAAUCGGCUGUUCUUUCAGGCAUGUCUAAAGGACUAUUAAAAGUUAUGAGCUAUGGAAAUCGAUUGAAAAUAUUUAUGAAUCCAUAUAAAAAGGAGAUUCCGAUUGAUGAAUAUGAUAACUAUACAGAAACGCGUAAUUGGAGAACAUCGCCUAUACGUUUUAUUGCAUAUCAUCCGCAAUGCUUUAAAAUUGCUGUUGCUAGUGUUGACGAUUCAAUAAGAAUCUAUAAUGACAAAAGUUCUAUCGUAACGGUUUUAAAGAAUGCAAAACAAAAAUCAAUUUUCGCACUAGCUUUUCGUCCAUACAACUUUUCCUCUUUAGUUGUAGGAUGUUCAAGUGGGGUGCUGAUUUGGACAAUCGAUCCAAAUUCAAAUAUGACCCGACCAUUAUCGCAAGCAGUUCUUUGCCGUCAUGAUAAUCAUUUUCCAGUAACAUCACUUGAGUUUAAUUAUAAUGGAAAUUUAUUAGCAACAGCCAGCAUUAAUGAUACAUCAAUUUUAAUAUGGGAUAUCGAUAAAAAUAUUUGUGUACCUUUGAGGAGAUUUUCUGUUCCUUUUUUGAAGCUGCAAUGGAGCUUAAAUGGAUCAUACUUAUUUACUUCAACUGUUGGAAAUAUAUUUCGAGUAUGGGAUUGUGAAAAGUUAAAAUCAGACCGAUGGACUAUAUCUGGUGGACAUAUUCAAUCAUUUCAAUGGUCGCCUUGCGCAAAGUUUUUACUAUUUGUUACCUCAAAAGAUCCUGUUUUGUAUUGUCUUGGAUUUGCUGACGAACCAUUAUUUAAUAAAAGUAAUGAACACGAAAUACAUAGAGCACUACCAAUUGCCGAUCUUUCAAAAGUCACAAGCGAACACAAUGAAUCAUCUGGAGGAAUUGCUCAGCAAAUCGCUUGGAAUGGAAAAUAUCUAGCUAUAUCAUUUAAGGAAUCAAAUCAAAUUGCUGUUUUUCAAACGACUAUUCGCCAGCAUCAAUUACUCGUCCUCCCAAUGUUUUUCAUUUGCGGUUUAGGUGCCAUAGAAUAUCCAUCAUUUAUUGCUUUUCAACCAUUCUAUAAGAAUAAUUCCUCUUUUAUUGAUCAGGUUUUGACAAUUGGAUGGUCUGGUGGAAGAGUUCAAUUUUAUCCUUUUGUAUAAAUAUAAUUAGAAUUAAU